AUGAAGCUCUCUUUCGCGGCCCUUGCUCUGUCAUCGAGCAGUUUCCUCGUCAAUGCUUUCCCUGCUCUGGACACUGGACACCUCGAUGGCCUUACACCUGAGAGAUUGAGUGCUGCUAUUAGAUCAGUUGAUGAGUUCAAGGCUACAAAGAGGUUUCUCGUAGACGUCACCAAGCCUAUCGAAAUCACUGGUAGACACGCCUUCAAAGCGCCUGGCAGAUUCGAUCAACGUGGACCUUGUCCUGGCCUAAAUGCGUUGGCGAACCAUGGUUACAUUUCUCGCGAUGGCAUUACCAGCUUCGCAGAAGUUGUGACAGCUGUAAAUCAAGUGCUGGGCAUGGGCAUAGAGACUGCACUCAUACUUGGUGCUAUGGGUACUGUCUGGACAGGCAAUCCACUUUCGUUGAACCCGGGUUUCUCGAUCGGCGGCGCGGCCAAUGGUCCCGACAACAUCUUAGGAAAUGUUCUUGGCCUCCUUGGUGAUCUUCGUGGCCUUCAAGGUUCGCACAACUGGAUCGAAGCCGAUUCUUCGCUCACGCGCAAUGACCUCUACGUCACUGGAAAUGCAUGGACUAUGAACACGACGCUGUUCUGGGACUUUCACGACCGUGCUGACGAAAACGGUGUUCUUUCAAUGGACCUGUUGGCGGACCAAGCUGCCCGCCGUUGGAACGACAGCGUUUCGACGAACCCAGCGUUCUGGUAUGGCCCCGUUACUGGCAUGGUUGCCCGCAACGCCGCUAUGUUUUUCCUUGGGCGUUUAUUGUCAAAUCAUACUGCCGAGCACCCUGAGGGUAUCCUCACCCAGGAUAUCUUUAGGAAGUUCUUCGCGGUUUACGAAACUGGAGAUGGCAAGUUUGAGUAUCGUGAGGGUCACGAGACUAUUCCUGCCAACUGGUAUCGCAAGCCAGUAGAAUAUGGCCUCGUACCUCUGAAUUUGGACAUCGUUAGCUGGAUCAUGAAGCAUCCUGUUCUUGGCAGCAUCGGCGGCAACACUGGCACUGUCAACUCCUUUUCCGGUCUUGACAUGCACAACAUCACUGGCGGCGUGCUGAACUCAGUAUCUCUUCUUGAGAACAACAACCUCUUAUGCUUCGUAUUCGAGGUACUCAAAACCUUCCUCCCCAACUCGCUCUCUCCGCUAUUGAAGACUCUGGAAGUCCCGAUCAAUUUGAUAACGGACACUCUGGCAGCGCCUAUCUUGAGUCUAGCAUGCCCAGCCUGGAAAGACAUGACAGCUGGUGGUGAACCACUGUGGGAUGCUAUUCAGCACUCGUUCGAGGGGGCGAGCAAGGCAGGAUCUGGUCUGUGA
Messenger RNA from Parastagonospora nodorum SN15, 1311 nucleotides. RefSeq lists its product as hypothetical. The transcript has 4 exons. NCBI's taxonomy places the organism in Eukaryota, Fungi, Ascomycota, Dothideomycetes, Pleosporales, Phaeosphaeriaceae. The coding region runs from base 1 to 1311 and encodes 436 amino acids. The record is from RefSeq and is a predicted model, not a curated record. Gene Ontology annotation, molecular function: peroxidase activity.